Messenger RNA from Meriones unguiculatus (Mongolian gerbil), 2030 nucleotides. RefSeq names its product L-amino-acid oxidase-like. The record is from RefSeq and is a predicted model, not a curated record. Gene Ontology annotation, biological process: amino acid catabolic process. Gene Ontology annotation, molecular function: polyamine oxidase activity; L-amino-acid oxidase activity. NCBI's taxonomy places the organism in Eukaryota, Metazoa, Chordata, Mammalia, Rodentia, Muridae. The coding region runs from base 207 to 1817 and encodes 536 amino acids. The transcript has 7 exons.
CUGUUCCUCUCCACACUUCUCUGGCUGGGCUUGUCAGCAGACCUGGAGGUCAGGGAAAAGCCAAGGGGGCCCAGCUUCAUGGAGGCCAGAGCCAUGGGCUCAUGACCCGAGGACCGCAGAUGGCCACUUCCUGGUCCGGGACUCUGACCUCCAUUCUCCUUCCUCAACACUGACAACUUGCCCAGGCUCCGGCUCUGUGGACAUGGAUGCUACCAGCCCCAGGCAGGCUCCCAGCUAUGUUCCCAGGCUGGCUGGCUCUCGCCCUCUUGUCUGUGCUGAGCUUGGGUACCCAGGCCUUCAACAGCCAGCUUGUCAAGUGCUUUGAGGAUCCCCACUAUGAAGAGCUGCUGCAACUGGCUCGAAAUGGACUGGGGCAGACAGCAGAGAGGAAACAAGUGGUGGUGAUUGGGGCAGGCAUGGCUGGGCUCACCGCUGCCAAGAUCUUGCAGGAUGCUGGCCACCAGGUGACUGUCCUGGAGGCCUCGGGCCGUGUGGGUGGAAGAAUCGAGACCCACAGAGUUCCUGGAGCCCACUGGUACAUAGAGCUGGGUGCCAUGAGGAUCCCUAUAAAUCACAGGCUUUCCCAUGAGCUCAUCAGGAAAUUUGGGCUGAUGUUGAAGGAAUUCUGCCCUUGCAACAACCAGACCUGGGUGCUGGUCAAUGGAGUUCGGCAGCGCUCUGGGGCAGUGCAGGCUGACCCUGGCCUCCUGGGUUACUCAGUAAGAGCAGAUGAGGUGGGGAAGACGGCAGAGCAGCUCUUUGAUGAAUCGCUGAGGAAGAUUGUGGAAGAGCUGAAGAACAGCAGCUGCCGUGAGGUCCUGGAGAAGUAUGACUCCUUCUCCACCAAGGAGUAUCUGAUCAAGGUGGGGAACCUGAGCCGAGGGGCCGUGCAAAUGAUCGGCGACCUGCUGAACACAGACUCCGGCUACUACGAGGCCUUUACAGAGACCCUGCGUGGGAUCAUCUCCUUCUUCCAGGAGCCCCGGUUUGAUGAAAUUGUUGGGGGCUUUGACCAGCUCCCCCAGGCCUUGCACAAUUCACUCCUCCCAGGGACUGUCUGGCUCCACUCACCAGCAGAGGGAGUGGAGAUGUCUGGAGACUGUGUCCAUGUUACCCACAGGACACCCGACCCUCUGCAGCCCAGGGCGCGGCUGACUGCGGAUUUCGUGGUGGUGGCUACCACCGCUAAGGCUGCCCGGCUCCUCCGAUUCCAGCCGUCUCUCUCUCUCAGCAAGCAGGAUGCUCUGCGCUCUGUCCACUACAACAGUGCCACCAAAGUGAUCCUGGCGUGCACAGAGCGCUUCUGGGAACGAGAUGGCAUCUUCAGCGGCAAAUCUAGCACCGACAGGCCUUCCCGCUUCAUCUACUAUCCCAACCACAUCUUCCCCAACGGCGCUGGCGUCAUCCUAGCCUCCUACACCCUGGAUGAUGACUCCACCUUCUUUACAGCCCUGGACCACACUCGGGUGUUGGACAUAGUUCUGGAUGACCUAGCUGCUGUCCACAAUCACCACAAAGAAGAGCUCCGUGCCCUCUGCCCCUACUUCACAGUCAAGAACUGGAGCCAGGACCCCUAUUCCAUGGGUGGCUUCGCCUUCUUCACCCCUUACCAAUAUGUGGACUACGCCCAGGAACUCAGCCAGCCAGAGGGGCUGGUCUUCUUCGCAGGAGAGCACACAGAUCUGCCCCAUGGAUGGAUUGACACUGCUAUCAAGUCAGGGCUCAGGGUGGCAAAGGACAUUCAGGAGGCUGUGGACUUGGCUUUGACAAGGAACCCCAGAAACACGAAAGGACACUUCUCCAAAAGUGAGCUGUAGACAAGCACACAGGCUCCGUCGGGGGCGGGGGGUUCCAAACAAGUUUGUCUACUGGGAGACAAUGCAAAACCCCCUCUCACCCAUCUUUGCCUUUGCUCAGAGACUAGAGCUCCAAGGUCGUAGACUGCCCAUGACCUUGGGUUAUGACAGUAGCUCAGCAAGAACAUGUGGCAUGGAGAGAAAAAACAAUAAAGCGGUUGCCAGGCUCAGCUA